Molecule: messenger RNA, 2584 nt
Organism: Linum tenue
Lineage: Eukaryota; Viridiplantae; Streptophyta; Magnoliopsida; Malpighiales; Linaceae
Source: the annotation of a GenBank genome assembly
UAAUAUUUUUGUUAAAAAAAACCUUCUCUCCUGGAAGCGCGGUAACGAAACACCAGAUCAAAUAGUGUCCCCGUCAUCAAGUCCGUACUCUGGACACGUGUUCCCCCUUCCCUUUUCCUCUUUUUCACUUCUUCUUCUUCCCUCUGCAACUGGGAAAGAAAAUUUUCUAAAGAUUCAAACAGAAACCAAACCAGUACAGACGGACAAACCAAACAGGGAGCAAGCAAAUGUCCACCCGCGCACGUUAGCAGCUCGCACACGCGCCCUGGCUAACGAGUCACGGCGAUCUCUCCUCCUCGUCCUGUCGCCAGCGCUCUCUCAUUCUGUCCGCCGGAAAGUGACGUCAGCUAUCUGUCUCCUCUCCCACCCCCACAUUUUCCAUUUCCCCCUUCUUUCUGCUUCGCCGUCACUCUCAAACAUUCGCGCAAAUCAUCAUUUCUCUCGCCUCUCUGCUUCGCUUUCCUCCUCCUUCAUCCGAAUCGCCUUCUCUUUACAGUUUGCCGGAGAAGGCUUAGAUCUUAGCGAGGUUUAGGGGGAAGAAUUUUGAGUACCUUGCUCCGCCAUGAGAGAGCGUCACCUGGAGAACUCCUACUAUGCCUACAAGCGACUUUCCUCCAAGGAUUUCCUGGAUGACAGAGAAGACGCUCCUCCAGAUCCGAUUGAGAUAAGCAAAGAUAUUGGAAACCCUCCAUGGAGGCGAUCUCUGGUGCAUAUACUGGUGGCCACUAUUUCUUCGCUCUUGUUUGGUUACCAUCUUGGAGUAGUGAAUGAGACGCUAGAAAGCAUAUCCCGAGACCUCGGGUUUAUUGGGAAUACGUUGGCGGAGGGUACUGUCAAAACUCUGGACAAUGGACUUCCCAUCUCCCAGUUCUCUUGUUUUUUUGUUGAAAUUGUUCUAACUAUUAUACUUUUGCCUGAAAAUGAAGGCCUUGUGGUGAGUACAUGCUUAGGUGGUGCUUUUGUUGGAUCGCUCUUCAGUGGUUGGGUUGCAGAUGGCGUAGGCCGCCGCAGGGCGUUUCAGCUUUGUGCCUUGCCUAUGAUAGUUGGCGCUUCAGUGAGUGCCACAACAAAAAACCUAUGGGGCAUGCUCCUCGGAAGGUUGCUCGUUGGAACUGGGAUGGGUCUUGGCCCACCUGUAGCAGCUCUUUAUGUUGCAGAGGUUUCCCCAGCUUAUGUAAGGGGUACCUAUGGAAGCUUGACACAAAUUGCAACAUGUUUUGGACUGAUGGGGUCCCUUUAUAUUGGAAUGCCAGCCAAGACGACCAUGGGUUGGUGGCGCAUUUGCUUUUGGGUGUCUGCCAUUCCUGCUGCAUCACUUGCUAUUCUUAUGGAGUUUUGUGCAGAGAGUCCUUACUGGCUUUUAAAGAGCGGACGAAGUGCUGAAGCUGAAGUUGAGUUCGAGAGACUUUUAGGAGCAUUGCAUGUCAAAUCUGCAAUGGCAGAUUUGUCAAAGUCAGACGGGAGAGAUGAAGUAGAGAAAGUCAAGUUCACAGAGUUGCUUUAUGGCCGUCAUUUUAAAGUGGUUUUCAUUGGGUCUACCCUUUUUGCCUUACAACAGCUAUCAGGGAUAAAUGCCGUGUUUUAUUUCUCAUCAACCGUCUUUAAAAGUGCUGGUGUACCGUCAGACUUUGCAAACACGUGUGUAGGGCUCUGCAACUUGUUUGGCUCCGUAGUUGCCAUGAUUUUGAUGGAUAGACUGGGGAGAAGGGUGCUUCUCAUGGGCAGUUUCUUUGGUAUGGCAGUAUCGAUGUGCAUCCAAGCUGUAGGAGCUAGUUCGCUUGUCUCAAGCUCCCAGUCAGUGUAUCUUUCUGUUGGAGGCAUCUUGUUGGUUGUCUUAACAUUUGCUCUUGGUGCUGGUCCAGUUCCUGGUCUCCUGUUAUCAGAAAUAUUGCCGAGUCGGAUUAGAGCCAAGGCAAUGGCAGUUUGUAUGGCCGUCCAUUGGGUUGUCAAUUUUUUUGUUGGGCUCUUGUUUUUGCGGUUACUGGAGCAAAUUGGUCCGCUCGUAUUGUAUACAGUCUUCUCCAGUUUUUGUAUGCUUGGUGUCAUCUUUGUAAAAAAGAAUGUCCUGGAAACCAAAGGCAAAUCACUGCAAGAGAUUGAGAUUGCACUUAUACCCCAAGUAUGAAGGUAUUGUAAGUUAUGGUUCCACCUAGCACAUCUCAACCAGCACCGUUUUUCGUCUGUAGUCGGAGAUGCAGGGAGAAGACAACUGAUAGUAGAGAGUUGCAGAUACAGGAUUGUACUGGAGUUUAGCGUCAAUGGCUUCCCUAGAGCUUGAUGCUGCCUUCUGCAUUAUAGCCCUGGGUUUUGAUACACAUAUGGCUGGAGAACCUGAGAUAUUCUUAAUCUGGAGAGACGGGAAUGUAUAUUUAUUUACAGAUCAAUUUUCCUUUUUUCCCAUCUAAGGUUGUUCAAAUUGCUGUUCAACUGUGGCAUUUGUGUAAGCACAGUAAUUUUUUUGUUCUAUUUUAUACGUGGGAAAAGGAGACAGUAGACAGUGGCUUCCCUUCUGCCGGACAAACUGAUUAGCAUCGUUUCAGGGGAGAUAUUAUUUUGCAGUAAUAAUUAGAAGUUUGGUACGGAG